GAGAAUCGCCGGUUACUCCAUCAAUUUGAACUUGUUUUGCUACAAAUCUUUAGAAAUCAGGGUUGCCUACAGCUGGGGAUUCCAUAUAUGAGCUUUUUACGCUGUUUUUGGAGAUGGUUUUUGAAGAAUCGUAAGCAAUUGUGGUUGUCGGAGUACUCGUCACAGAGAUGCGCGCCGUAUCGAAAUCCGAUCAUCUAAGCACGAGGGUAUUUAAGUAAUUUUAUUGUUUACUUACCUCACAUUACCUAAUGAAUACCCAAACACAAAUUUUCAAUUUAUUACCUAACCUUACCUACCUUACUUUACCUACCUUCAAUUACCUACCAUUACCUACCUAAUAAAACUUUACCUCCCUCAAUCCAAACAUACCCUUAUGGUGUCUCGGGCAAAUUUGAAGAUCUUCCUUCUUGGAUUCUCAGCGAAAUGGUUAAUUUUUCCAAGGGUGAAAACGUUCCGGAUCCGUUCAUCACAUUUGAGGCUACUGGUUUUCCUCCAGAAAUACUUAGAGAUGUGCGAUAUCUGCUUCGGAGGAGGAGCACAUGUUAGACGCUGUUUUGCUAUGAAAUGCUCAUACACUUCCCCAACUAGUAUAUUGAGUUUUUUGAGGCUGCAAAGCGGAUAGUUGAAGCCUCUUGCAUAGCUUCUUGAAGAUUGAGGACCAAAGUGGAUGCUUUACAAGAAAAUGUUGCUAGAGCAAGAGAUGUAUUCAAAAAUGUUAUUGAGGGGACAAAUAACUAAACUAGGCAUGUUGGA
Cuscuta campestris is the source of this 753-nucleotide messenger RNA. The record is from the annotation of a GenBank genome assembly. NCBI's taxonomy places the organism in Eukaryota, Viridiplantae, Streptophyta, Magnoliopsida, Solanales, Convolvulaceae.